Messenger RNA from Vitrella brassicaformis, 730 nucleotides. The record is from the annotation of a GenBank genome assembly. Lineage: Eukaryota; Vitrellaceae.
CUCGCAGAGAGAGACCAUCGUAAGAACCAUGAUGAGCGCCACGAUGACACAGCACACACGUGUGCACCCACCUGUGCCCCUGCACCGCCUCAAGUACCCGCCCCUGCCCCUCCACCUGCCAGCCGAGUACAGGCGGCAACAGGAGGCCGCCACCUACCAGGAGGACCUCGCGGCACUGGGCGAGGAGGCGGCGAGGGAGAGCGUGGAGAUCCUUCGGGCGAGCGGCGUGAUCGAUAGGGUGAGCCAGCCAUCAGUGAGUGCUGUCGCCAGCCACCUUGUCUCACCUGCCGUCUCCGGUUGUCUGCGUGGCUGCAGGACUGGAAGGGGAUGAGGGUGCAGAGGGACAUCCAGGUCGGCAGACUCACCGCAGCUCACUGAGAUGUAUAUCUCAUUGUGUGCUGUCCGCUGGCUGACGUGUGCAGGGUCUGAUGCUCGUAAGGCCAAUCUGUUGUAUGGUCAUCUGCUGCGUGUGAUUGAUUUUACAAUGCACGAAUGCCAGGAGUCUCUUGUGUUUGGUCUGUCUCGGUGUGUCGAUGAGUUGACUCGAUUUGGUUUUUCACGACCAUUCAUCCAUCGCCAACUGACUCGUGUUGCCCGUUACUUCCCCUCACUGCUGCGUGCCCUGCGUGAGUGAAGCACACUAUGAUCUGCCUGCCCGUUGUUGUUGUAUCACCGCAUCCCGCGAGACGAACACCGCUGCGGUUUUUGCUGCCCCGAACUCUUUACAUGC